GGGCGCCGUGGCCCAGGCCCAGGGUCGGCGGGCGGAGGACGACUCGCGGCCUCUUUGUCUCGGCAGCGGCGGGCGCGUCCGCGGGGCCCGGGGCGGAAGUCCCGCCGCGCUCCCGGCGCCCCGGCCGCAGAGGUGGCACCAUGAGCGACAUCCGCCACUCGCUCCUGCGCCGCGACGCGCUCAGCGCCGCCAAGGAGGUGCUGUAUCACCUGGACAUCUACUUCAGCAGCCAGCUGCAGAGCGCGCCGCUGCCCAUCGUGGACAAGGGCCCUGUGGAGCUGCUCGAGGAGUUCGUGUUCCAGGUGCCCAAGGAGCGCGGCGCGCAGCCCAAGAGAUUGAAUUCACUUCAGGAGCUCCAACUUCUUGAAAUCAUGUGCAGUUAUUUCCAGGAGCAAAGCAAGGACUCUGUCCGGCAGAUUAUUUUCUCAUCCCUUUUCAGCCCCCAAGGGAACAAGGCCGAUGACAGCCGAAUGAGCUUGUUGGGAAAGCUGGUCUCCAUGGCAGUGGCUGUGUGUCGAAUCCCAGUGUUGGAGUGUACAGCCUCCUGGCUCCAGCGGACGCCUGUGCUCUACUGUGUGCGGUUAGCCAGGGCCCUCGUGGAUGACUACUGCUGUCUGGUGCCAGGAUCCGUUCAGACGCUGAAGCAGAUAUUCAGCGCCAGCCCUCGCUUCUGCUGCCAGUUCAUCACCUCAGUCACUGCGCUGUAUGACCUGUCGUCAGACGAUCUCAUCCCACCGUUGGACUUGCUUGAGAUGAUUGUCAACUGGAUUUUUGAGGACCCGAGGUUGAUUCUCAUCACUUUUUUAAAUACUCCAAUUGCAGCCAAUCUCCCAAUAGGAUUUUUAGAGCUCACCCCACUCACUGGAUUGAUCCGCUGGUGUGUGAAGGCCCCCCUGGCUUAUAAAAGGAAGAAGCAGCCCCCCUUAGCCAAUGGCCACGUCACUGCCAAAGUCACCAAGGACUCGGGGGGCCUGGACAGAGACUCCCACCUCUUGUACUCAAAGCUCCACCUCAGCGUCCUGCAGGUCCUCAUGAUGCUCCAGGUGCACUUGACCGAGAAGAACCUGUACGGCCGCCUGGGGCUCAUCCUGUUUGACCACAUGGUCCCGCUGGUGGAGGAGAUCAACAGAUUGGCGGAUGAACUGAACCCCCUCAACGCCUCCCAGGAGAUCGAGCUCUCCCUGGACCGGCUGGCACAGGCCCUGCAGGUGGCCAUGGCCUCUGGAGCCCUGCUGUGCACGAGAGAUGACCUGAGAACCUUGUGCUCCCGGCUGCCCCAUAAUAACCUUCUCCAGCUGGUGAUCUCGGGCCCCGUGCCGCAGUCGCCGCACGCGGCACUCCCUCCCGGGUUCUACCCUCACAUCCACACACCCCCGCUGGGCUACGGGGCUGUGCCGGCCCACCCCGCCGCCCACCCCGCCCUGCCCGCGCACCCCGGCCACACCUUCAUCUCAGGCAUGACCUUCCCGUUCAGGCCCAUCCGCUAGGCUGGCCCCCGCGAACCGCUGAGUGGCACCGUGCCUUCCGUGCCUGGUUGGAGGAAGCCUUCCCAGGAAAGGACGACCGAUCCAUAGGAGAGGGCUCGGGGGGGCAGCCAGGCGGCCCGUCCUUGCUGCAGAACCACGGAGCCGGGUCAGUGCGGAAGUUCUGCGACGUCGCCGUCCAGGUGCCUCCUACCUGUCUCAUUCGUAAAAGCCCAGAUGGGAUCGAUGAAAGGAAACGUCCAGCCCUCUGCGGAGCGAUGCGGGCAUCUUUAAGAGCUGCAGGGGCUGUGAGCCUGUGGUCUGGGGUGUCAUUGCAGACACACGCCCUGAGCCUGUGCCGUCGGAGCACUGGUGGAGGAGCAGCGGCCGCAAGUCCGCGUGUCUGGCUUCCCUCCUUGUGGACGGGCUGUGUCCCGCCAGGAGCACGAGGCACUCCCGUGGCUCCGGGAGCGUGAGGCCGAACCCUCGGCGUGGCGAGCUCUCACCCAGCACUUGGCCCCCACAGGUCAGGGGAACCUGUGAGCGUGGCCCCCGUCAGUGGGGAAAGGGAUGUCUCUGUUUUAUUGGGGUCUCUAAGUUUUCUUUCCAUGUGUUCAAAUAAAUUUUUUCUAAACAGUU
Molecule: messenger RNA, 2102 nt
Organism: Kogia breviceps (pygmy sperm whale)
Lineage: Eukaryota; Metazoa; Chordata; Mammalia; Artiodactyla; Physeteridae
Gene: INTS15
Product: integrator complex subunit 15
Source: RefSeq, a predicted model, not a curated record